Pecten maximus is the source of this 1182-nucleotide messenger RNA. RefSeq lists its product as uncharacterized. The coding region runs from base 94 to 1089 and encodes 331 amino acids. The transcript has 4 exons. The record is from RefSeq and is a predicted model, not a curated record. Lineage: Eukaryota; Metazoa; Mollusca; Bivalvia; Pectinida; Pectinidae.
AUUUCAGUACUGAGAUUGCUAGAGGUUACACGCUGUACUGACCAGUGACCGAGGUCCUUCUGAAUUGUAUGAUCUGAAAGGUUACCUGGUACAAUGCUCUCCACAAGAUUGGCCCUCGUUGUCUUGUUUUCAUGGCCAAAUAUGUUCUCUGUGGUGGUGAAUGGACAUGGUUAUAUGUUAGACCCUCCAGGUAGGAGUAGCAUGUGGAGAGUUGGUUUUAAUACCCCGCCUAAUUAUGACGACAAUGGUCUCAACUGUGGUCACCGAAGUCAACCCAUUGCCUUCAAUGAUGUUCAGUGUGGUCUGUGUGGAGAUCCAUUUGAGCAGAAUCCGAGGGAAAACGAGGCUGGCGGAAAAUACGCUUCAGGCAUCAUCUCAAAGUACUAUGACAUGGGUCAGAUAAUCACAAUCAAAAUAGUAUUAACAUCUAAUCACGAGGGAUUCUUUGAAUUCCGCCUCUGUGAAAAUAAUGAUGUGACUCAGAGAAUAACGAAACAGUGUCUUAAACAUUUAUUGGUGAACCCCGAGACAGGCGAGACCAGGUACCACAUCACACACCUGCCACAACAUUUUGAAUUAUCUGUAAAGCUGCCGAACAAUGUCACGUGCUCUCAAUGUGUCUUACAAUGGCGGUAUCGAACAGCAAAUACUGCUCACUAUACUGAGAACAACUGUGAGCUGUGUGGCGAGCAAGAGGAAUUCUACAGCUGUUCUGAUAUUGCAAUAAUUAGCAAGUUGUCGGUGACAACGACAGAAAAAACAAAUACAGGAGAAGAUACUGCCUACCCUACCACUACUUCUACCUCUAACAUGCCCUCAUCUACCGACGGUGACGUCACGGCCACCAACAGACCCUCACCUACCGACAGUGACGUCACUACCGCCUCCAGUCCUUCCCCUACCGACAGUUUCACGUCUUCCACAUCCCCAGCCACCACAUCUACAACUACUACCACCCCUCCAACUACAAAGAAAAUAUCCGGUAGUGGAUGUGUAUCUAUUUCUAAAAAUGUGGAGGACAACUGGUGUGAACAAAACUGCCAUCAUACUCCACCAUUUUGCCCAAUUUUCUUCUGUAAAUGUUUGUGAAUUUUGAAACGGACUAUAAUGCUUACGGCUACGAUAGUAGUGAAUUGUUACUAUUGUAUACUCUAAGAACAAUAAACAUGUAUGGUAAAUGUC